CAACAACGUUCAGUAUUUUUUGACGUCUGUCGAAAAUUUGUUUAGUGACGUUUCUUGUAAAUAAUUCAAUAUGUUUUAAAAAUGUUAUUGUUAGUAAUUAAUUAAAAUGUGCGAUACAAAUAAUAUUAGCUUGGAAAAAUGUAAUGAAAUGCCUGAAGCAACAGAAGUUAAAAACCAAGAAGUUUUAAACACUAAUUUAAAUGAAAAUGUUUCAAAAUUUUUUGGUAAUCCUGUUUCUGAAUUAAAAAGUAAUGAAAAUACAUUUGAGAUUACCGAUGAGGAAGCAGAUAAUAACCCAAAAAAACUUUUAAUUGAAAAUAAGACUGAAAUAAAUAUAAAACUGAAUGAAACAAUAUGCCUCCAGGAAAAGAUAAUAGAGCAGAAUUCAGAUAACAUUAAACAAUUAACUGAAAAAUGUACCCACCUCGAACAAGUUAAAAAAGAAUUGGAGAAAAAAUUUGACUCUGCAGUUAAAAUAAAAGAAAAUGCUAUGAAGGAAAAAGAGACUACAGUAAUAAGGUAUGCAGUGAGUGAAAAGAAUGUUUUGAAAGAAAAACAACAAAAGGAAGCUGCAGAGAAGAAAUUGAAGGAAAUUCAAAAGGAAAAUGAAAUAUUACAACAUAAAUUACAAUCAAUGAUUUCAGAGAAAUCUAGAAUAUGUCAGAUGUUAGACAAUAAAUGUUAUGAGCAUAAAACAGCUCAACAAGAUUUGGAACGUACAAAAGCAGACCUAACAGCACUUGAAACUAAACUAAAAUGGUCACAAAACAGCUUACAAGGAGAAAUAGAUGCUCACAAGGAAAGCCAGGCAAAAGUAGAAUCUUUAACGGCCAAACUACAAGAAGUAUCUGAUACAAUUGAUUCCUCAAAAAGAGACGCAGAAAAUACUGUAAAGGCUUUUCAUAAUUCACAGGAAAAUAGAGCUAAUGUUUUAGACCAACAAGUAAAAGAACAACACGCUGCUUUAAUCCUCCUAAAACAUGAAAAAACUGACAAAGACAAACAAAUUAGCACCCUGCAGAAAGAGCUUGAAAGAUUGCAGACCAAACAGAGGGAUAUGCUGCAGGAAAACAAUCAUCUAUCUGUUAAAGUCCAGCAAUUGGAAAGAGACCGAUUAGAAACUGAACAGAAGCUGAGUGAUCUUAGAGGUUGUGCUGAUCAACAGAGGCAAGAUGUAGCUGAUUUGCAGGUCAAGUCUUCUCAAUUGGAACAGUUUAAACUGCAGCUGAAACAUGAUCAAGAUCAGUUGGUAGUGUGUAAUGAGCAGAUAUCUUUAAUAAAACAAAGAAAUUCUGAGUUGGAAUCUGACAUGGAAGCGUGUAGGGUUCGCGAAGCUGAAUUAUUGCUUUUUACCCAGCAAUUGACUGACAAGAAUGUGCGAUUGCAAUCAGAAUUUACCACCAUGGAAACAAAAGUACAACAACUAACCUGUGAGCAGACCCUUUUAAAAAGACAGAUAAAAGAGCAGGAAACUAAAGCGGGUAUGUUAUCGGCGAAAUUAUCAGAAGAACGUGUGAAAUUUACAAAAGAAAAUGAAGAUUUAUCAAGAAAGUUAUCCGAAAGCCUAAUAAAUUUGGAAAAUUAUAGACAGGAAGCAGUCGACCAAAAAGGCGAAAACAAUGUUAUAAAAAGAAAAUUUGAGCUUUCCUUUAGGGAGAUUAAUAAGGAAUUACAGCAUUGCCGAAAAAAAAUAGAACACUUUGAAAAUGCAGAAACCACCACAAGCAGUAAUGGAUCCAAUACAUCACUGAAUGUUACAUCUGAUAGACCCACUGAAAUAUUACAUCCAGAACAAGUAAAAGUCAUCCAACCAUCUGAUUCAUCAAACGUUGACAGGCAAGCCCUUAUAGAGCACAUAGUUAAACUGCAAAGAAUAAGUGCGAAGAAGUCAGAAAAAUUGGACUUCUUGGAAGAACAUGUAAAUACUUUAGUUACUGAAUUACAAAAAAAGUCCAAAUUACUUCAGGGUUAUGUUCUGCGGGAGCAGGCUGGCACUUUGACUUCUAAUUCUAUGGAUUCUAAUAAGGCGAAGCUAGCAAAACUAAACGGCGUUAUGGCAUCUGUGUAUAGUUCCAGAGUGGCUGAUGAAAACUUAACCUUAGAACUAUCCCUAGAUAUAAAUAGGAAACUCCAGGCUGUACUAGAAGAUGCACUACUUAAAAAUAUUACUUUAAAGGAAAACGUGGAAACAUUAGGAUUCGAAAUAGAUAGGCUAAAUAAAUUACAAUCUUAAUAUUUGUAGCAUGUUAAAUUUAUGUAUUGUGUUAUUGAUCUCAUUAAUUUUACUCUAUAUUCUAUAAAUUGUAAAAAUAAAACUUAAUUC
Molecule: messenger RNA, 2323 nt
Organism: Brassicogethes aeneus
Lineage: Eukaryota; Metazoa; Arthropoda; Insecta; Coleoptera; Nitidulidae
Source: the annotation of a GenBank genome assembly